CAAGGUGACGGAGCCUUGGCUUCGGUGGUGGAUUGAGCGGGUCUGAGGCAGGUUACCACCGGGUUGCGAGUCGUCGGCUUGUCAGCGCUGUCAUGGCGGGUGUACUCAAGAAGACCACUGGCCUUGUGGGAUUGGCCGUAAGUGAUAGUCCACACGAGAGGCUAAGAAUAUUGUACACAAAGAUCCUUGAUGUUCUUGAGCAAAUCCCUAAAAAUGCAGCAUAUAGAAAGUAUACAGAACAGAUUACAAAUGAGAAGCUGGGUAUUGUUAAAGCGGAACCAGAUGUUAAAAAAUUAGAAGACCAGCUUCAGAGUGGUCAAAUAGAAGAGGCGAUUCUUCAGGCUGAAAGUGAACUAAGUCUGGCGAGGAAAAUGAUACAGUGGAAACCUUGGGAGCCUUUAGUGGAAGAACCUCCCACCAAUCAAUGGAAAUGGCCAAUAUAAUCAUCAUUAAUUGACUUUGGUGUGUUGAUGGGAAAAUGGUAUAAUUAAAUGUUCUGGUAUAUUAUUAAAAAUGUUUCCAUAUUAUUGACAUCUUAGAAUCAAGAAAAUUCAUACAGAACAUAUUGAGGGGACUUAUUGAAAUUAGUGAUUACUUCACAAUUAUGGUAAUAGGGACUUGUGUAUCAACUUUUGAUUUGUAAAGCGUUCACUCAAAAUUAUUUCAAAUAUGAUAUUUCUUUAAACAGAAAGAUGUUGGGAAGAUUUGAAAGUUAAUUGGAAAAAUUCCUACAGAUCAUCAAAGCAGAGACCGUAAUCCAAAGGUGAAGUACUUAUAGAUGGUAUUUUAUCUUCAACACAUCAUUUUUUAAAAAUUAUUACCCUGGAAUAAAAAGAAAAGGUACUCUAUUUACUAUUGUUGUUUUACCAAAUUUAUAAGUCACUGCUUGAAGUGAAGUGAUGAGUGAAGAUGUUCAAAUGUGAUGAAAUAGUGAAAGUAGCUGGUGAUAAAAUUUUAAAUUGUGGUUAAACUCCUUGACUCUGAUCUUAUGUAUGUAAAGUAAAAUUUAAAUAUAUGAUUAUAUACCGAUUACCAGAUCCAUUAUGGAUAUAAUUUUCUUUUAGCCUACUUUUGAAUUAUUUAUUCCAUUUACUGUUUUCAUAUUGUCUUCAUUUUAUCAUAUCUUUACUGUAUCACAGUUGAAAACCUUCAUCAAAUUAGAAUUCAUUGAAUAGUCAAAGAAAUUGUUUCAGUAUUUAAAAGAAAGAUUUCUUAUUGUACAGAAGUUGUUGGAAAAGACUUUCAUUUUGUCUCAUUUAAGGAUAUUAAUAUUCUGGUCCUUAGCCCUUAAUUUUUUUGAUCAACCCAACUAUAUCAAGAUAGAGGUAACUUUUUUUAAAAAAAAAAAGACAUUAAGAACUCCUAAAGUUUAUCUGACAUAUAUGUACAGGCAUAUCCUCAAAACAUUUUAAUCAGAUGGUUAUAAUUUCAAAGUGGAAUUACUCAGUAGUUUCCAGUAUUAGUACAACAGGUAUCAAACAGUAGACAAAUGCUAUUCAAGGAAUGAAGCAGUUGGCAAGCUAAAAGUUAAAAAAAUAAAAUAAAAUUACUCCUCA
This is a messenger RNA of Choloepus didactylus (southern two-toed sloth), 1556 nucleotides long. RefSeq names its product NADH:ubiquinone oxidoreductase subunit A5 (gene NDUFA5). The coding region runs from base 93 to 443 and encodes 116 amino acids. Gene Ontology annotation, biological process: respiratory electron transport chain. The record is from RefSeq and is a predicted model, not a curated record. The transcript is spliced from 5 exons. NCBI's taxonomy places the organism in Eukaryota, Metazoa, Chordata, Mammalia, Pilosa, Megalonychidae.